Messenger RNA from Bactrocera tryoni, 1265 nucleotides. RefSeq lists its product as uncharacterized. Bases 167 to 1123 code for a protein of 318 amino acids. The record is from RefSeq and is a predicted model, not a curated record. The transcript is spliced from 3 exons. NCBI's taxonomy places the organism in Eukaryota, Metazoa, Arthropoda, Insecta, Diptera, Tephritidae.
UUUUGUUUCAGUAUUUAGUAGGAUAGUACUUUGAAACUCUGGCAGCACUCUCAAUUUAUUGUUUCUGUGGGGAACAUAAUAAAGAACUUAAAAUUUUGAAAAGGUUACAUCAAGAUACCGGUACGCAUUUAAAAAUUAAUUACUGGCGUUAAUACUAUAUAUUUCUAUGAAAGAUCCGGACGGUACUGUAAAUAGAAUAAUGGAUUUAUGUGUAGUAGCUUCUAACGUUAAAGUGAAAGAAAAAAGGGAACGGCAACCAAAUUGGACCGAAGCCGAAAAACAAUUGCUACUAUCUCUUACGCGUAUUCACCAAGUUAUUUUAGAAAAUAAAGGAAGUGAUACAAUGACAAUUAAGAAGAAAUCGGAGGCAUGGGAUGAUAUAGCAACUAAUAUGCGGGCUGCAGGCUAUCAGCGAUCAAAAGAUAGGUUGAAACAGCAAUUGGGUCGUAUACGUGCAGCUGAGGCUAAAAAAGUGAAAGAUGCAUUAGCAAAGAGUUAUGUACAAGAGAGUAAACAUCUGGUAUUACCUGGAUGUUCAUCGGCUCAAGACGCGACAAUAAAUGUGCAAAAUUUUCACGUUAUGCCACCACCAAUUCAAGAGGUCGCAAUAAAAAUUGAAAAGGCAAUUUCAUUAGACGAUUUUGAAACAUCGUCUUCCGAUAAGCAAAUAAAUAAAAAUGAAAAUGAAUAUUUUAGUUUAGCUGAUCCGAUUUCGGCAUCAAUGCCAAUUAAUCACGGAGUGAUUAAACGAAUGUAUGAAGAUUCACAAUUUAUUAAUGUAACUUCGUCCCCUAUGGUUAAAACUGGGACUGGUGAAUCGAAAAAUCAAAUGCAAAAUAUGCCAACAAGCCAUAAUGGUAAAUAUAAAUGUAACUGUAAAUCAAAAAGGUUGCGACAUAUACGUCUUCGUAUUAACGGUCAUUCACCAAGGACUCGUUCUCAACGGAUUCGGCAAUUGCAUUUGUAUCGAGUUGCUGUGGAAAGAGAAAGAUUGAAAAUGUUGCGUAUGCAACAAAAGCGCGAUCACAUAUUUUACAGAAAAGAUAAACAAAUUCAAAAUUUAAAACUACAAAUAUUACAUAACUUAGCCCUAAACAGGAUUAAUCACAUUAAUUUUUCCUAAUCCUAAAAAUAAUAUGCACUUAAAUUGAUUUUGAGUAUUUGAACUUGAAUUUUUCAAUAUCUUAACCCACGAUUUAGUUUUGAAUUAGCUUUCAUAUCCCGCUUCUAUUUAUAGUUAACCACCUACUGUGUUCAUACCUAAA